AUGUCAUUUUUUCUUCAUCAUGAAUGCACUCGCGUACCAGUAACGGCUGUGGCCUCCUGUGGCACCCUCCUCGUUGCUGCAGAAGGCCCAUUCCUCCGUUUUUACGGUGCCAGUGACACUCACUUCAUCUCAUCGCAACGUGUAUUCAAGGCCCAGACGAUCCAUGGGAUUGCGGUCUACUCAGAGCAGCAUGAUCAUGUGACCAGGCUCAUAGUCUGGGGUGGCCGAUGUGUGCGUGCCCUUGAAGUGAGACCGCACUCAUUGGAGCAAUCUAGAACCGAGACCUUGACUGUAUCUCUAUCAGACAUGAUCUCGGCUCCAGACUGGAUAAUAGAUCUAGCACCGCGCCCAAUAAGUCUAGACGAGCUCGAGUAUCAAGAUGCCAUUUUUGCCGCCGUAACAGCUCACAAUGCCUUACUGCAGCUGUCAAUAGAGUGCAGGCAUGGUGAUAGAAUAUCAAGUCGCAGCCACUUUACCGUCUCUAUCAUAGAAUUGACUACGAGCACACGAUCUAUUCUCUAUUCAGCCCAUCUUUUCUGGGAUUCACCAAAUACCCUACUUGUCGUUGCUGGUACUGCUUUUGGUGAGAUCAUGUACUGGUCCUGGAGCCAGGAUGGUAGCGAUGCACCAGUCUCGCGAACGCACCGCAUCUUUACUGGCCAUGAAGGUUCAAUAUUCGGCGUUCGGAUUUCUAAAGAACUCCCAUCAGAAUGCUGCCAGAAAUUGAGGCGAUUAAUUGCAAGCUGUAGUGAUGAUCGUACCAUCCGCAUAUGGGAUGUUUCGGAUGUUGUCCCAUCUGAGAAGAAUGGAAACAGUGAUGAGGACUCCGAGGCAACGAGAACAAGGCACACAGGAUUCAAUAAUGAAUCUUUUGACGCUAGUCCCUCUACCAAUAUAGCGUGUCUAGCAAUUGGAUGGGGUCAUACCUCACGCAUUUGGGCCGUUCGGUUCCUGGAGACCUCACCUUGUAGCGGGUCAUUAUAUCUCCAGUCCGCCGGAGAGGAUGCGACUGCACGUAUCUGGGAACUGGUUUCAUCAACCUCUCUUGACAGAAGAACAACCUAUACGCUGUCACAGGUUGAUUGUGCCGCGCAUCAUAGCGGCAAGAACCUAUGGGCUAGCGACGUAUCCCGAGACUUGAAAAGUGUGCAAUACACGAUAUGUGGUGGUGCCGACAGCAAAAUCACGGCAUCUUCAUUGCCUCAGAGUGCACAAGCCACCAAUUUAAGACCUCGUGUUGCACUUGGAGAGUACACUAUCGAAGAUGUUCUCACUUUAUCUGAGCCCUUUUUCGUGGAGUCGAAACAGGUAGCAACGCAAGACAAACAAAAGUUUUCCAAAAAGACUGAGUUCUUCAGAAGCUAUUGCUUCGUUGACACAGACACAUUUCUGUUGACGACGAAUUCUGGCAAAGUGCUUCUGGCGUCUUUGUCUGAAGAGACAAAAACCGAUCCAUCAGGCCUCCUAGCUGGAUCAACCUGCGUCGCCACUCUGGAUGAGCUGGCUGGUUAUUCUGUCUGCACUAGUGGCUCAGUGCCUGGAUUAGCCUUCAUAACAGGCAAAAAGGGUGGCAUUUAUGUAUUUCACAAGGGUACAUCGACGCUCAAGAAUAUCUAUGACGCCGCAGGCAAAAUUGGAGACAUGCUUACCACAGACAUGUCCGGAGGAGAUGGUGACAAAAGACUGAAGCUACUGGUCAUAAUUGUGGGCCAGCCUCAAGCCCAUCUUUUGUUCUUGGAUAUUGCAUCCGAUUCACAGGUGUCUCGUGACAUAACGAUUCCGAUAGACUUCGGCACUGGCUCACUCAUUACAAGUAUGGAAUAUGUGACCGUACCUGGGAGAAGUUUCACUUUCUUGGGAUUUCGACGCGGCACUAUAGCUAUCUACGAAAAUCACGAUAGUGGAAUCCAAACGGGAGAAGCAACCAUGAUGUAUGUCAUCGAAUCGGCACAUACGCACGAGACGGUCACCUGUAUGAAGUGGGUUUCUUCAUCUCUAGAUUCAUUAAUUGGCCAUCUUAUCUCAACAGGCCGAGAUGGACGAUUGAUCAUACACCAGCUCGACCUGUCUGUCAAAUCGGUUCAGCUUGUCAGUCGUUUAACAAUGCCGAUUGGACCAAAUAUCGAAGGCUUGUAUUUCCAAAAGGGCCAUUUGAUGAUCCACGGCUUCUCAAGCAAGAAUUGGGUUCUUUACGAUGUGACAGCCGAAGAGGAGGUGAUGGGAGUUGAGACUGGCGGUGCACAUCGGAGCUGGGCUUACCAACCCUCGCCGUCUAGCCAUGGAGGAAUACUCGUAUGGACUAGAGCAUCGAGCAUGCACAUUUGCCGUCAGACCGAGUUGAGUCAUGUUGUAAUCCGAUCUGGUGGGCAUGGACGGGAGGUUAAGGCAGUGGCAAUCUCAAAUAAAUGCAGCGACAGGUCGCACAGUCCCCUCAUUGCUACCGGUGCUGAGGACACGGAUAUCAAAAUUUUCGAGUACAUUAACGGAGGUCUGAUUUGCAAGACAACCUUGCGAAAGCAUACUACUGGUAUCCAGCACUUGCAGUGGUCACACGACGGCCGGUAUCUGUUCAGUAGUGGCGGAUGCGAAGAGUUCUAUAUAUGGCGGAUUUGCGACUUGCCAUCAAAUCUGGGAGUUGGCAUUGUUUGCGAACACGAAUAUGUCCCAGAAAGUGAACACGCUGAUCUCAGAAUCAUGUCGUUCGACGUCAGAUCACGCGGGCCUGUCUAUAUCAUUGCCAUGGUCUUCUCCGAUUCCAGCACCAAGCUCUACCAAUUCAGUCCCAAAUCAUCCGUGGGCCUGAUCCCUCUUGCUCGAGGCAUAUACUUCACAUCGUGUUUAACACAAUGUACAUUCUUACCUGAUCAAAGUAUUCUCACCGUCAGCACGGAUGGUCAUGCUGUUGUAUGGCCUUUACAUUGCGAAGGGUCAUUGGGCCACGCGAGUACAUUGAGCUGGAAGCAUCCGACGCGAAUACAUCAGAACGCUUCCAAAGCUAUGGCGACCUACGACGUUGACGAAGGGACAAUGCUUAUCGUCUCAGGUGGUGAUGAUGGCAGUCUGGCUCUAAUGACUGUAUCCAAUGUGCAGGACUCGAAGACCCUAUUCGCUUCUCCACCGGUCCUUGUUAGCCGUGCGCAUGCCUCAGCCCUUACAUCAUGUGCAAUCGUCACAUAUCCUGUUUUGGGGCGCACAUUUAUCCUGACAUCUGGCACUGAUGAAUGGGUAAGGCUGUGGGAAGUAAAGCACCUGAAAACGUCGAGUGAUGUCAAGACAAUGAGCUCAAUACCAAACAUAGAAGUCAUCCGACUGGGAAAGGUCAAGACGAAUGUGGCCGAUGUAUCUAGCAUGGCUGUCCUGGACACGUCAGAUGAAAGCGCGAGGGUAUUACUAUGUGGCGUUGGGAUGGAAGUAAUUCGGUUGGAAUGGGAUGGGGAUAGCUGA
Molecule: messenger RNA, 3444 nt
Organism: Plenodomus lingam JN3
Lineage: Eukaryota; Fungi; Ascomycota; Dothideomycetes; Pleosporales; Leptosphaeriaceae
Biological process (GO): tRNA methylation
Cellular component (GO): cytoplasm
Molecular function (GO): protein binding
Source: RefSeq, a predicted model, not a curated record